GUAAGAGGUCAUAACAAAGAAUGCUGUUUCGCCAACAAAAGGAGGUGUAUCUUUCUCGGGAGCGUUGGUUUCACGGAUGAACGGCCAUGGUGCGUUGGGGUGGCUCUACCUGGUCCCUGGUGGGCGGUGCAGCGCUGCUGGCGGGUCUGAGCUACAUCCUCUACACCCCCGUCCCAGAUGGCGUCUCCCAGCCGUGGAAGCUCCAGAUAUUUAUGGCGUCAGUCAAACUGGCAGGAGUCGUGAGCGAGAUCGGGCACCUGCUUGGAUGCGGAAGCAGAAACAACAUGACGCGGAUGAUCUUUGAGAAGCUGGUGGGAACGGGAGUGGUUUCCAAGUCGGACCCAGAGCUUUACGUAACUGACGAACUAUUUGACGGGGUAUCAGUGCGAAUAUACUACCCCCGGGCAGCCAAGAAGCCCCUCCCAUGCCUCGUCUACUACCACGGAGGAGGCUUCGUCUGGAUGAGCGUCAACUCCUACGAUGGCGUGGCGGCUGUCUACGCUAAGGGAGCUAAAGUGGCGGUUGUGUCGGUGGAAUACCGCCUGGCGCCUGAAUACCCCUACCCAAUACCGUUUGAAGAUUGUAGGAAGGCAACCAUGUUCCUGCUGAAGAACGCUGAUGACUUCGAUAUUGACCCAAGAAGGAUAGCAAUUGGGGGGGAUAGUUCCGGUGGAAACAUCGCUGCUGCUAUGGCCGUCAAGUUCAGGGAUGACCAAGUGCUUCCGAGAAUACGGCGACAGAUUCUCAUAUAUCCUAUGUUGCAGUUCUGUGACGCUCGACUUCCGGUUCACGUGGAGCAGAGAGAAUUUAGUCCCUACUACGCCCAACAGAUGGCGUUUAUAUUCGGCAUGUAUGUCAACUUGACCAUCGAUCAGUUGUCGCUAAUGGCAACCGGGAAUUUUUCAACCAAAUCUUUAAGAGAAAAAUGCAAGAGAUAUGUAGAUUAUAAAUUAUUACCACACCACAUGGUACCACGUGAUUACAAACGACGUGACGUCAUAGCACCAGCAAACAAUCCAUAUGCUCAAGAUAUUGAAAAGCUGGUGUCGGACCCCAAAAUAGCUCCUCUUAUGACUGAGGAUUUGUCAGAGCUUCCUCCGGCCUUCAUCCUAACAGUGAAAGUAGAUGGAUUGCGUGAUGAAGGGAUAAUUUAUGCAAGGAGACUGGAGCAGGCAGGUGUUCGAGUGAAAUGGAUGCAUUUACCAGACACCUUUCAUGGAGUGCUCAAUUUCUAUCGAGGGAUAUUUGGUUUUGAUGCUGCUCAACGAGGUCAACGGUACAUCACUGAAUACUUAUCUAAAAAUAUUUAAUGUAUUUAACCCAGAUUUAACGCUAGUGGACCAAUGCCAUAAGUUUCAGAUCUUUUACUUUGAUAUGAUGCCUGGCGGCGUGAUAGCCUGGGAACACCUCUGUGAUUACGUCAGGUGAACAUUUUAAUCAGCCAUACAGCAUCGGGAACGGUAAGAUACGUUAGGGAUGACAGCUUCUUUAUUGUAUAUCAAAAGACGUUGUCAUCUGUGAAGUAUCUUACCGUUCUUGCUACUCACUAUCUUCUGUAGAUCGAUGCUCAUGAUGUUGAUCACUGGAUUGUCUGGUCCAGCCUCGAUUAUUUACAGACCGCCGCCAUAUAGCUGGAAUAUUGCUGAGGGCCGGACUAGUCAGGCGAUGGGGCAGCCUGUUGGUCAGAGCGUUCGUUUGUAACGCCAGGAACUUAAAGAAAUAUUUAAAAACAGAACUUACCAAAAUAUCCUUGAUAGCUAUGAUCUAGUUGGGACAGAAGGAAAGAAUUAUCGAGAUUGUUUCCCAGACAGACAAUUGCACUGAGUUGUGUAAUCGUCAGACAUGCAGAUGCCCUUCGCAGUCUGAUGUCUCUAAUAGAACUAUUCAUUAAUUGAUAUUGAUGUUGAGUGUUGAUAAUGGAUGGCCUGAGUGAUUUCUUGUGUAUAUGUAUACAGUAUGGCUGAUGACAGUAUGAAGCAAGUUCGUGCACCUUGUAUUUCUGCCCGAAUGGCUGAGACUC
This is a messenger RNA of Haliotis rubra (blacklip abalone), 2020 nucleotides long. Its product is annotated as esterase LipI-like. The coding region runs from base 87 to 1310 and encodes 407 amino acids. The transcript has 6 exons. Gene Ontology annotation, cellular component: membrane. NCBI's taxonomy places the organism in Eukaryota, Metazoa, Mollusca, Gastropoda, Lepetellida, Haliotidae. The record is from RefSeq and is a predicted model, not a curated record. Gene Ontology annotation, molecular function: carboxylic ester hydrolase activity.